AAACCUGGCAGCCUCCCCCCAAGGCACAAGAAUGCAGAGCUACAGGAUACAGGGUGUCAGACCCAAGAUCUCAACUUCCUGUAUCCCACAGAAAGUAUUGGGAACAAUGUUCAUUCUCCUUGUGUGGAUUACAACUGUUUCUCCCCUUGUCAUUCUGCCAGAGGAACCCACAGUGGCUCAAAAGAAGUGUCAAUUUCGUGGCAAACAUUUCAAAAGCUACUUCAAGGUGGAAGGGGAGCCUGUAAUCUUGAGGUGCCCCCAGGUGAAAAGUUGGCAGUGGCCCUCCAUCCCACCCAAUGUCAACUUGAUGUGGCAUAGAAAUGAUUCUGCUCAUCUGGUUCCAGUGGGAGAAGGUUCCCGUGUCCAGAUACAGGAUGCUACUCUCUGGUUCCUGCCUGUCUGGCAGGGGGACUCUGGCACCUAUGUCUGCACGCUGAGAAAUGCCUCUCACUGCAACGAGAUGUCCGUGGAGUUGAGGGUGUUUGAGAAGACAGAUGCUUCCCUGCCUUUCAUGUCGUACCCGCAGAUCCUCACCUUGUCAACCUCAGGGCUGCUGUUCUGCCCUGAGCUCAGUGAAUUCACCCAGGACAAAACCGACUUGAAUAUUCAGUGGUACAAGGGUUCUGUCCUUUUGGAUGAAGACAAGAAGUUUGUAAGUGUGAGAGGAACCACUCGCUUACUCAUACUUAAUGUGUCUGCGGAGGAUGCGGGCUAUUAUACCUGUAGCAUGGCAUUUAUUCACCAAGGUGUUCACUACAACAUCACCAGGAUCAUCGAGCUGCGCGUCAAUAAAAGGCUAGAGGAGACGAUUCCUGUGAUUAUUUCUCCCCACCAGACCAUACUGGCUUCACUGGGUUCCAAACUGAUGAUCCCAUGUAAGGUGUUUCUUGGGUCCGGUGUCCAGUCGACCACCAUGUUGUGGUGGAUGGCCAACAACACCAAUAUAGAGACGGCCUACCCGGGACGCCGGAUCAUCGAGGGCCCACGCCAGGAAUACACAGAAAAUAAUGAAAACUACAUUGAAGUGCCACUCAUUUUUGACCCAGUCAAAAGAGAGGAUUUGAACAUGGAUUUCAAAUGUGUUGUCUCCAAUACACUGAGUUUUCAGACGCUACGUACCACAGUUAAAGAAGCUGCCACGUUCUCCUGGGGGAUUGCCCUGGCCCCGCUGUCGCUUGUCCUUUUGGUUCUGGUGGGGAUAUGGAUGCACAGACGGUAUAAACAAAGAACUGGAAAAUCAUACUGUUCAACCUUGUUAAAACCCGGCCAUCAAGAUUUUCAAUGCCACCCAACUAAAAUGAAAGAAAUAAAGUAG
Messenger RNA from Sorex araneus (European shrew), 1315 nucleotides. It is a transcript of the gene IL1R2, whose product is annotated as interleukin 1 receptor type 2. Gene Ontology annotation, molecular function: interleukin-1 binding; interleukin-1, type II, blocking receptor activity. Lineage: Eukaryota; Metazoa; Chordata; Mammalia; Eulipotyphla; Soricidae. The transcript is spliced from 9 exons. Bases 32 to 1315 code for a protein of 427 amino acids. The record is from RefSeq and is a predicted model, not a curated record.